Messenger RNA from Triticum turgidum subsp. durum (durum wheat), 1014 nucleotides. The record is from the annotation of a GenBank genome assembly. NCBI's taxonomy places the organism in Eukaryota, Viridiplantae, Streptophyta, Magnoliopsida, Poales, Poaceae.
AUGGCUCCGAUCAAGAUCGGCAUCAAUGGUUUCGGCCGGAUCGGCAGGCUUGUGGCCAGGGUUGCGCUCCAGAGCCCCGAUGUCGAGCUCGUCGCCGUCAACGACCCCUUCAUCACCACCGACUACAUGACCUACAUGUUCAAGUAUGACACUGUCCAUGGACAGUGGAAGCACCAUGAAGUUAAGGUGAAGGACUCCAAGACCCUUCUCUUCGGCCAGAAGGAGGUAGCUGUGUUUGGCUGCAGGAACCCUGAGGAGAUCCCAUGGGCUGCUGCUGGUGCUGAGUACGUUGUUGAGUCCACCGGUGUUUUCACUGACAAGGACAAGGCUGCAGCUCACAUUAAGGGUGGUGCCAAGAAGGUCAUCAUUUCUGCUCCCAGCAAAGAUGCUCCCAUGUUUGUCUGUGGUGUCAAUGAGAAGGAAUACAAGUCUGACAUCGACAUUGUCUCCAACGCUAGUUGCACCACUAACUGCCUUGCUCCUCUUGCUAAGGUUAUCAAUGACAGGUUUGGCAUUGUUGAGGGUUUGAUGACCACAGUUCAUGCCAUGACUGCAACCCAGAAGACUGUUGAUGGUCCUUCCAGCAAGGACUGGAGAGGUGGAAGGGCUGCCAGCUUCAACAUCAUUCCAAGCAGCACUGGUGCCGCAAAGGCUGUUGGCAAGGUGCUCCCAGAGCUUAACGGAAAGUUGACUGGAAUGGCCUUCCGUGUUCCUACUGUUGAUGUUUCUGUUGUUGAUCUGACUGUUAGACUUGCGAAGCCAGCAACCUAUGAUCAGAUUAAGGCUGCUAUCAAGGAGGAGUCUGAGGGAAACCUCAAGGGCAUUUUGGGUUACGUGGAUGAGGACCUUGUUUCCACUGACUUCCAGGGUGACAACAGGUCCAGCAUCUUUGAUGCCAAGGCCGGGAUUGCUCUGAACGACAACUUUGUCAAGCUUGUCUCCUGGUACGACAACGAGUGGGGAUACAGCACCCGUGUGGUCGACCUCAUCCGUCACAUGCACAGCUCCAAGUAA